UUAGAUAAGUUUUACUGGCUAUAAAUUGAAACUGUAACUUUUUUUUAUUUUAGUUUUGGUUCAAAAUGGGAGUGUUCACGAAGUGUGUGGUGCUGCUGUGCGCUGCUAUUGCAGCUACCUCGGGCCGUAACGUACGAGCUGAAAAUGUGGUCUUUCAUCUAUUCACAAGACAGAACCCGAGCGUGUCGCAGCCGAUCCUGGCGUCGGUGCAGUCCAUCAUGAGCUCCCCGCUGCAGCAGGCCAGCCGCACCGUGGUCACCGUGCACGACCAGGGCGAUGCUGUCGCCGGGAACUUCAACGCUUUUGUUGUGCCUGCUGAACUGACGGCUUACGACGUGAACGUGAUCGCCAUCGACUGGAGCAACAGCGGCUCUCCCUCUCAAGUCGGCGAGGCCAUCGCCUACUUCCUGGACUUCCUGGUGGACAACUUCGACUACGAUGCGCAGGGCAUCCGCCUGGUCGGUUUCGGAGUAGGCGCCCACAUUGCAGGAAUUGCCGCUAGGAAGGCGCAGGCUGAUAUCACUCAUCUUAUUGCUCUCGACCCAACCCUCAACGGCUGGUCCGACAACCCUGACCGCCUGACCUCCAACGUGGCCGUGUGUGUCGAAACACUCCACACCUCCGCUCUCGGCGUGGCCAGUCCCGUGGGAAAACUGGACUUCUACCCCAACGGGGGGUCCAGCCAGAAUGGCUGUGAAGCUGACAACACCUGCUCUCAUGACUACGCUUACUUGUUCUACUCGGAGUCACUGACGGCUGAGGUUCAGAACAGCGAGCUGUUUGUCGGAACUAAGUGCAACUCGUACGAGGCGGCUACGCAGUCUCAGUGUAAUGGGGCCAAGGAUAUUGUGUUCGGUGGACGCGCUAUCAAGGAAUCCGAAUCCGGAAUCUACACGUUCACCACGAACCCCUCCCCGCCCUUCGCCCGCGGAUAAACCAUUUACUAUCAUCAAAACAUAAUAUUAUUUGACAUAAGUAAACAAAAAACAAGUUAA
Messenger RNA from Plutella xylostella (diamondback moth), 995 nucleotides. RefSeq names its product pancreatic triacylglycerol lipase. NCBI's taxonomy places the organism in Eukaryota, Metazoa, Arthropoda, Insecta, Lepidoptera, Plutellidae. Gene Ontology annotation, molecular function: lipase activity; serine hydrolase activity. The record is from RefSeq and is a predicted model, not a curated record. Gene Ontology annotation, biological process: lipid catabolic process.